This is a messenger RNA of Cebus imitator (Panamanian white-faced capuchin), 3093 nucleotides long. It is a transcript of the gene CCNI, whose product is annotated as cyclin I. Gene Ontology annotation, molecular function: cyclin-dependent protein serine/threonine kinase regulator activity. Gene Ontology annotation, biological process: mitotic cell cycle phase transition; regulation of cyclin-dependent protein serine/threonine kinase activity. The record is from RefSeq and is a predicted model, not a curated record. The coding region runs from base 934 to 2025 and encodes 363 amino acids. The transcript is spliced from 6 exons. NCBI's taxonomy places the organism in Eukaryota, Metazoa, Chordata, Mammalia, Primates, Cebidae. Gene Ontology annotation, cellular component: cytoplasm; nucleus; cyclin-dependent protein kinase holoenzyme complex.
CCCUUUCCAGUGAACCCUUCUAAGAGCCUGGAGAUGAGUAAGGCUGGAUAGAACCAAGCUACGCUAGGCUGGACCAGGAGAGCCGACCGUGAGAACCCUUCCCCCAAGCUCAGCGCUCGGCCGCUUCUUUCUUCCCCGGGCGCCUGCGCAGCGCACUCUCCGGCCACCGCACGCCUCCUCAGCAGAGCCUGGAGACGCUGACGUCACCGCGCAGACUGCAAGCAACCCUUCGCUCCUUCAAGGAAAAUGAGUCCACGCACCUUCGGCUUUUCUUAGCCCCCAGAAAAUGUCCUCCCUCUUUCCAUCCCAGUGCCAACGACUUCCCCAGCCCGUCUCCUUUUGGCGGGACUUCUCCGUACUUUCGUUGGGCCCCGAAGGCGGCGGAGAGGAAGAGAAAGGGUGAAAGACCAAUUCGCGUUGUUUACAAGGAGUAGGCGAGUCUAGGAAUCGAUCCGCGAGGGCGGAGCCGAGGAAGCCGGCACUUCUUCCUCCCUUCCCCUCCCUCCCCAGCCUUCCCCGCGGGCGGACGCGGCAGCGCCUCUGCCUCGCUUUUUCUUAUUUUUUUCCCCCCCUUUCCCCUUUCUUUUUUUUUUUUUUUUCCCUCCCCCACUUUCACCAUUUCCCCUCGGAGGCGCUUUCCCCGGGCAGGGGCAGAGCCGGUCUCACCCCCCGCCUCUCCCCGGCCCCCGCCGCCCUAUGGCGAGAGGGAGCCCCCUCCCCACCCGGGCUCGAGCGGCCGCGGCCUCAGGCCGGGGGUCAUCAUGGAACUAAUUCGCUGACGAACCCAGAGGCCGCAGCUGUGCGUCCCGCUCGAGCGCUAGCGCCCGCGUCCCCCGGCCCGCUUCCGCCUCUUCUCCCUUCUCAGUCAGCCCCGUCGUCCCGCGCGCAUCGCCGCCGCGCGUCGAGCAGAAUGAGGUGGUAACGGGCCCCCGGAUGACCCCUCGUCACCAUUGUGAGGCCUACAGCUCUGCCGGGGAGGAGGAGGAGGAGGAAGAGGAGGAAAAGAAUGUUUCUCCAUCCCAGAGAGAUGAAGUAAUUCAAUGGCUGGCCAAACUCAAGUACCAAUUCAACCUUUACCCAGAAACAUUUGCUCUGGCUAGCAGUCUUUUGGACAGGUUUUUAGCUACUGUAAAGGCUCAUCCAAAAUACUUGAGUUGUAUUGCCAUCAGCUGUUUUUUCCUUGCUGCCAAGACUGUUGAGGAAGAUGAGAGAAUUCCAGUACUGAAAGUAUUGGCAAGAGACAGUUUCUGUGGAUGUUCCUCAUCUGAAAUUUUGAGAAUGGAGAGAAUUAUUCUGGAUAAGUUGAAUUGGGAUCUUCACACAGCCACACCAUUGGAUUUUCUUCAUAUUUUCCAUGCCAUUGCAGUGUCAACUAGGCCUCAGUUACUUUUCAGUUUGCCCAAAUUGAGCCCAUCUCAACAUUUGGCAGUCCUUACCAAGCAACUACUUCACUGUAUGGCCUGCAACCAACUUCUGCAAUUCAAAGGAUCCAUGCUUGCUCUGGCCAUGGUUAGUCUGGAAAUGGAGAAACUCAUUCCUGAUUGGCUUUCUCUUACAAUUGAACUACUUCAGAAAGCACAGAUGGAUAGCUCCCAGUUGAUCCAUUGUCGGGAGCUUGUGGCACAUCACCUUUCUACUCUGCAGUCUUCCCUGCCUCUAAAUUCCGUUUAUGUCUACCGUCCCCUCAAGCACACCCUGGUAACCUGUGACAAAGGAGUGUUCAGAUUACAUCCCUCCUCUGUCUCAGGCCCAGACUUCUCCAAGGACAACAGCAAGCCAGAAGUGCCAGUCAGAGGUACAGCAGCCUUUUACCAUCAUCUCCCAGCUGCCAAUGGGUGCAAGCAGAUCUCUGCUAAACGCAAAGUAGAGGAAAUGGAAGUGGAUGACUUCUAUGAUGGAAUCAAACGGCUCUAUAAUGAAGAUAAUGUUUCAGAAAAUAUGGGUUCUGUGUGUGGCACUGAUAUAUCAAGACAGGAGGGACAUGCUUCUCCUUGUCCACCUUUGCAGCCUGUUUCUGUCAUGUAGUUUGAACAAGAGUUACCUUUGAGUGUAAACUAAGGUAGACUACUCUGGGAAUAAGAACAUGGAAAGUGAGGAAAGGCUGUAGAAGGAAAUAUACCUUAACAGGCUGAUUUGGAGUAAGCCAGAAAAAAAAAAACAACUCAUUAUUUAUGUGGCUAAUUAUAAUUCAACAUUAUUUAAGCACAUAAAGACCACAAAAAAAAAAAAAAAAAAAAAUCUGAAAGAUCCAAACUUUUUUUAAACUUAAAAAAAUCACUUUGUAGUAUGUCAGUCGCACUUUUUUCUGCCAUAAUGUAAUGUAGCUUGCCCCGUCAAAAAUUCAGUUAAAAUUAAUAGCCAGCAAACCUGUUUCCCCCUCAGCAUCCUGAUUUAAUUUUCCCAUUGCUUUUGCUUGCUUCUCCAUUUAAUAGUUAGUGAACUUUAUGCAUGUUGAUCUGUAUUCUGAUUUUCACUGAACAGGAAACCCCAAAAUUAUUUUUUAGCAAUUGAAUGAACAAAUUAUUUUGGUGUGACAGCCAUGAUUCAAGUUCCAAUUAGUUUGAAAAGGGUACUUUGGAAUUGUCUCAUAUUAAUGAGAAGGAGCAACAGAAAAAGUUGCCAUAUUACCAAAUUGAUUUAAAAUUAUGGUUUUCAUUUUUGUUUACCUUAAAGUGAUGCUUAAAAUUUGCAUGUAAUUAGGACACUUAGAUUUGUUGAAAGCAUUUUUGAUAUUUGUAUAAAAGAUUUGUGAUAAAGUUAAUAUAUCCUGGUGCUCACCAAAGAAACAUGUAUGUAACAACUGAAAUUAGAUUUUUGUAACUGAUUAGUUUUCACUCAUUUAUAAUCAGUAGGAGAGACUGUCUAGAUGUUGGGGCAGCUCUAUGAUUUGAGUCUGUAACAUGUCAUAACUGAAUUAAGUACCCUAGUUUUAUGUUCAGCUGUUAGAACUUACUCCCCCUACCUCCCCAGGUUACCUAUAUCUCUUAAUGACUUCUGGAUCCUGAGCUCCCUUUGCAGUCUGAAAAAGGUAUUGCAGUCAGAACUGUGUACUGAUGAUAAAAGCCUCUGGUAGCAAUAAAAAGUUGUCCUUAA